This is a messenger RNA of Diospyros lotus (date-plum), 567 nucleotides long. RefSeq names its product cytochrome b561 and DOMON domain-containing protein At5g47530-like. The transcript has a single exon. Bases 1 to 567 code for a protein of 188 amino acids. NCBI's taxonomy places the organism in Eukaryota, Viridiplantae, Streptophyta, Magnoliopsida, Ericales, Ebenaceae. The record is from RefSeq and is a predicted model, not a curated record.
AUGGCUACAAGCUCAAGAGCCAUAGCACUGAUUUGCAUUCUUGGUUCUCUUUUCAUGGUUACCUCUGCUCAGAGAUGCUUGAGCCACACUUUCACAUCGAACAGAGUCUUCAGUUCUUGCGCAGAUCUUCCAUAUUUACAGGCUCAUCUCCACUGGAACUAUGUUCCAUCCACUCGAAAAGCUGAGAUUGCAUUCAGAGUCAGCCAAGCUUCAGAAGGAUGGAUUGCGUGGGCAAUCAAUCCAACCAGCACAGGCAUGGCUGGAUCACAGGCACUCGUGGCUUUCCACAACUCUAAUGGAAGUAUGACUGCUUAUCCAACACCAAUAACCAGUUACAGCCCCUCAAUGCUCCCAGGAGCUCUUAGCUUUCAGGUAUCAAAUCUAUCUGCAGAAUACAUAGAAGAUGAGAUGACCAUCUUCGCUAUUGUUGGCCCACUGGAUCAUGCAACUAGCCUUAGUCACGUCUGGCAAGCUGGAAGCUCUGUGUCGAGCAAUAUUCCUAAUAUGCAUGCAACAUCUGGGGAGCAUCUCCAAUCAAUGGGAAAACUAAAUUUUCUGUCCGGUUAG